UCCAGCAGCAUGAAGGAAUUCAUCCUCCUGGGCCUCUCAGAGAACCAAGGGGUGCAGAAAAUAUAUUUUGUGGUGUUCCUGCUUUUCUACACACUCACAGUGGCAGGAAAUCUCAUAGUUCUCACUGUAACAAGCAGCCGGCACCUGAACUCCCCCAUGUACUUCUUCCUCUGCCAUCUGUCCUUUGUAGAUGUUUGUUACUCCUCUGCCACAGCUCCCCAAAUGAUUUCUGGCUUCCGAGUGGAAAAUAACACCAUCUCCUUUGCAGGUUGCAUAGGGCAGCUCCUUGGGCUUCAUUUUUUUGGCUGCACAGAGGUUUUCAUCCUGACAGCCAUGGCCUACGACUGCUGCAUGGCUGUCUGCUGGCCCCUGCACUACCCCGCGCUCACGUCCUGCCGCCUCUGCCACCACAUGGUGGGGAUCUCCUGGGUGGGGGGCUUCCUGCAUUCCAGUCUCCAGACCCUUCCCACCACCCUGCUUCCUUUUCCCAGCAAAGUCACACACUACUUCUGCGAUGUCCACCCCCUGCUCCCCCCGGCCUGCGCCGACACACGCGCCGAGGACUUGGCCGCGGUGGCCAACAGUGGGGUCAGAUCCCUGAGCUGCUUCCUCAUCCUGGUCACGUCCUAGGUGGUCAUCCUGGUUUCCCUGAGGGGCCAAACGCUGGCAAGGUGGCACAAGGCCCUGUCCAUGUGCGGGUCCCACAUCACUGCGGUGAUCCUGUGCCUUGGGCCCAGCACGUUUGUUUACAUCCGCCCGUCCGGUGGCCUGUCCGAGGCCAGGAGUGUGGCUGUGUUCUACACACUCAUCACACCCAUGCUCAACCCCCUCAUCUACACCCUUCAGAAUGGGAAGGUGAAGGGAACCAUGAGGAAACUGUGCAGGAGGAAAGGGGGAAGCGGAAAUGGGAAGGGGUAG
Vidua chalybeata is the source of this 918-nucleotide messenger RNA. Its product is annotated as olfactory receptor 4S2-like. Gene Ontology annotation, molecular function: G protein-coupled receptor activity; olfactory receptor activity. NCBI's taxonomy places the organism in Eukaryota, Metazoa, Chordata, Aves, Passeriformes, Viduidae. The record is from RefSeq and is a predicted model, not a curated record. Gene Ontology annotation, biological process: G protein-coupled receptor signaling pathway. Gene Ontology annotation, cellular component: membrane.